GUUAAAAAAUGUAAGAAUUUAGCAGAUGUGAAAAUAUACGAUAACGAUAUUUUAGAACAAAGAAAAGGAUAACACGAAAGAAUAUUCUUUUUAAACGGUGUAUCAAUUUUGCGUGAAAAUGCCGAUACUUUCGGAUUUAUCUCGUCGAUUUCAUCUGUUAACAACCGAUGCGAAACCUGAUCCACCACGGCUACCGAUCAAAGGAUAUACGCACAAUUUAGAACCAAGUGCAGUAAAUGAAAAAACGAAGAAAACAGAAUUCGUAUCUGCCCCUACGACUGAAAGAGAGAAAUCCGUCUUAAACGACACACUGCCCACGAAUGCUGAUCAUUCCACUAGAGUAGAAAACGAUGUGGACGAUGGAAAAACGUCCGCGAAUGAAGCGAAACAACAGAAGAAACCAAAUGUUCGAACGAAAGCGAAGUCAAAGCAGUAUAAAAGUUCCCAAGGGACACAUGUUGUGAAUUACAAUAUAAUUAAUUCGAAUGGUGUGAAAAUUGGCGCAAGGACUAGUUACAUCUGCAAUAUUAAUCAAUUUGACAAGAAUAACGCUGAAACGACAGAAGAAUCAUGGUUGAAAUCGAAAUCGAAGAUUCGACAAAUGCCAGUGGAAGUACAACGAUUAUGUGCUUGCACCGAUGAGAUUACUUUAGACGAUAUAUUUGUUAUUAAAACUUACAUUGGACGCGGUUGGAAAGAUGUUGUUAGAAAGCUAUUAUAUGCAGAUGGUCAAAUCGACCAAUUCGAAGAAAAUUAUAGAUUCAAAGGCAUAAGCGAAGUAAUCUAUCAAAUAUUUCUCGAUUGGAAGCAAGCUAACACAAAAAAUGCAAAAAUUGGUAACUUGGUAGAUAUAUUGUGGUCUUGUAGAGAAUACGAUUGUGUAGAGCGUUUAGUCUCUGCCCACGGGAACUCGAUGUAG
Messenger RNA from Habropoda laboriosa, 919 nucleotides. RefSeq lists its product as uncharacterized. The record is from RefSeq and is a predicted model, not a curated record. Gene Ontology annotation, biological process: signal transduction. Gene Ontology annotation, molecular function: protein binding. The transcript is spliced from 3 exons. The coding region runs from base 119 to 919 and encodes 266 amino acids. Lineage: Eukaryota; Metazoa; Arthropoda; Insecta; Hymenoptera; Apidae.